Messenger RNA from Penaeus indicus, 2935 nucleotides. It is a transcript of the gene Gorab, whose product is annotated as RAB6-interacting golgin-like. The transcript is spliced from 7 exons. Bases 1 to 1476 code for a protein of 491 amino acids. The record is from RefSeq and is a predicted model, not a curated record. NCBI's taxonomy places the organism in Eukaryota, Metazoa, Arthropoda, Malacostraca, Decapoda, Penaeidae. Gene Ontology annotation, biological process: non-motile cilium assembly.
AUGACAUCUCGAGUCUGGACGGGAUUCACGGACGAGGAUAUUAUUAAUUUACAAAAAGGAAAUGGCACGCAGAAUGCUAAAGUUAAGAAGCAGACACCCCAUUUGCGACAGGCCAAGCUGCAGGGUGGAGCCAAGCAGCCACCACGGGAGAAACUGGGGAUUGCGAAGAUGGGAAAAACACCCCACAGUUACACACCCAUCCCCCCCCAGGCUAGGCUCUCAGAGUCGAAGGAACAAGACUACCCCAGUAGUUCCUCUCCGUCAUCAGAGCAUCACAGUCCAGAGCAUCUUCAGAGCAGCUCACAGUCGGUCUCCCCAACACCCCCCUCACCCUGCAAAUCACCCACAGGAAGCCAUGCCAAGAAUGUCAAAAUCCGCGUAAGAGAGAACAACUCCUACGAAUUAGUGUCCACCAACGGCACCACCACUCCAGACCAGCUCGACAAUCAGUCCGAGAGCGAGAAUUUGAUCGAGGAUAAGAUGGAUGAUGGUAGUGGAAGGGGAGAGGGUGUGACGCUGGAAAUGUUCCAGAAACGGCAGAAAAUGAUGGAGGAACAGAACAGACUGAGAAGAGAGAUGCUUGCCAAAGCCAUUGCAGAUAGGAGUCGCCGCACUCAGUCAGAAGCUCAAAAACUGAAACAGAUCCAAGUAGAGUUGGCAAAGUUGGACUCUCUUCUCUCAACUGAUGUUUCUAUACUGCGAGACCAAAUAGAAGUGGCCAGUUUGGAAUUCAGUGAAGCACAGAAGAGAUACGACAAAGCUGAGCGGGAAUUCAUCGAGGCCAAGCUCCAGCUGUUCAACAAGCUAGAGAAGAAGGAGCUACUGACGGAACACCUUUGCCGCAUCAUCGAGGCCAACGAGCAGAGGAAGGCCAACAAACUCUCCGAGCUCAUGGCCAAGCUGGAGAUGGUCGACGUGUCUGCCGAGCUGCCCGAGCCCAGUCCUGGAGAGGUUCUGCCACAACUAGCCAGCCUUGAUGAAAUCACGUACACAGCCUGCACAACCUUGAAAGACCCAAAGAAGACUGCACUUACAAUACAGCAGAUUCAAGCAAAGAACAAGGGAGACCACCCAAAACCCACUCCAAAAGAGGAACCGCAGAAUGAAAAAGGUAAGAAGGAUACGGAGGAUAAACAGGAGGCACAAGAGAGUGUUGGGAAAAAGGAAGAAAAUGAGACUGUACAGGAAAACACAGAUGAUGGAAGUCUGAAAGAAAACAGUACUGAGAGAACAAAAGAAACAAAAGAAAGUCAGGUGCAGACUCAAGCUGAAAGUGAAAAAGGCCCUUCAACUGGGGAGGGCAGUAAUGCAGGAAGUUCCAAGAAAGACAACGACAAAAAGGAAAUGAGAAAGGAAGGGGAAGAACAUGAAGAAAAAGGGAUGACAGAGGAGGCUGAGAAGUGCCCUAAGGAUGAACAAGAAGCCUCUAGUCUCCAGAGCAUCCAUGAAAAAGUUGGAGCCAAGGGAGAAACCUGAGCAACGAAAGAGGCCUUUUCAUAAGUUUUUUUCCUCUUUCUUUUUCUUUUUUUUUUUCUCUUUUUUCUCUUUUUUUUUAUUGUGUCAGUCAGUGUAGUAGGCUCCUUGCUGCUUGAUCUUUAAGUCAUUGAUCAAAAUUCUUAAGUUGUGGAGUUGAGUGUUAUUAUUGUCAUUGUGAUGACAAGUGCAAUAUUGAUUAAAACGUCUUCCUUGCAAAUCAGGCACUUAACAUUCAUGGCGUAGGUAAUGUCAGUAUAUCCCUCUGAUUUCCCAUGAAAGUCAUGCAAAAAAAUGCUUCCUUUUGCCAUAGUCACCUCUUCUUGCAUCGCAGCUGUUUCAUGUCCAUAUAUGUUCUGUUCUUUCCAUGCAAUAAAACUUCACUGCAUGUAAACUCCUACUGGCAUGAGAUAAUUGCCUGAUCUAAAUGCUCAUUUCAGUCAGGCACUCACAGACUUCAGCUUUAUUAAGAUUAGGGUCUUCUCCAUGACAGAUUGUGAUGGUCAGAUGUACUCAACUAUUAGUUGUAAUGUAUUCAUGUGGGCUAUGAAUGUGUCAGUGUAUUAUUUGAAUUAUGUGUGCCUGAUGCUUUAAUGUAGAUGUUAAUUGUACUAUGGUAUUGCGAUUUAAGAAGCCAGUUGUUAUACAGUAUAUGAGUGAUGCCAAUCAACACUGUAAACACAAGUAUGAUGCUCAAGUUUUCCCACAAGGAAGUUAUAUUGAACUGUUGCUCCAUGCACUUAAAAAAGAUGAAGCUUAACUGGAACAUCAUCUGAUUUAUCCUAACUAGACAAAGCUAUAUUUUUGAACAGCAGAUUAAUCCUUUUAAAUACUCUAUUUUUUCUAUUUUUUAUUCUCAUUUUUUCCUCAUAGUUUAAUUGGGAAAUGAUUUUGAUUUAAAGGAUGUGAAUAGACACAGAGUCUGCAUCGAAGUCAGAAAGCCUUGCACAUUCAAAUUCAUUCAGUAAAAAGUAGUAGAGUAUUGAACACCAGUUCCCAGAUUCAAGCUUCACAAAUUGCACAAGUGAGGAAUUCUUGAAGAUAUCCUCUUUAGUUCGUAGAGCAAGUCUUUUCUGUAAUCAGCAGGAAAGUAUUAUUUAGAAAUGAUAACCAUCCAUAUAAAGUUUUCUUAGCAUUACAUUUUGCGAGAAAGAAGAUUUGAAAGAAAGCACUUUAACAAGCAAGAAGUUGUUGAAUAUAUUUAAGUAGAAAUUCAUUAAGUUUGAAGUUCAGUCCAUGGGUAUUCUGCAGGAGUCCUCUUUCAAUUCUGUGAGUUAAUAUUCUAUUUUAUUGACGUGUAAAGCAUUAAACCGCUUGUAAUUUUCAUGCUAUAUAUAGGAUAACAUCUGAUACAUUUGUUAAUGGCAGUUAUGAGAAUUGCUUUGUUAGAAAUGGCUCACAGACUUUUUUAUAAGUACAAAUCAAAGGAGAUAGUCUUAUUUAUUUGCUAAAUGCUGUACAU